CCCAAACAGUGACAGACGGCGUGCUAGCAACGUCAGGAGAAAUGAGAACAUUUUAGUCUAGCUUUCACAUUUAGAAACAAAACAAGGUACGACUUUAAAGAGAUUGUGCUGUAAUAAAUCGUUUGCGGUUAGCUGUUACCUAACGUCGGCCUUUACUAAACGUGAAUACGUCUCUUCUACUUUUUAUUUGGUCAGUCAUUGAAACACUACAAUGGACGGCCUGCAGAGGAGGGUGAUUCAGGAAGACAUGGUUCAGUACAAACUCUUCUGGAUCCAGACAGACGGUGCGCAGCAGACCGAGGAACAUAUCUCACAUCUAGUAGAUGAGAUCCUGGCGAAGGUUGCCUCACUCCUGAUACGAUACAUCUGGCAGCAUCAGUCAUUCAACCUCAAGUAUCAUCCUGAGAAAGGUGGUGUACCGGCUCACAUUGGAGGUAGCACUCAGUUUGGGGACAAUGUGGAGGACGAGUGGUUUGUUGUAUAUCUCUUGCAACAAAUCACAGAGGCCUUCCCAGAGCUCGUAGCCAGGGUUGAGGACAACGAUGGAGAGUUUCUUCUGAUUGAAGCAGCAGAGUAUCUUCCCAAGUGGCUGAGUCCAGACACCAGUGAAAACAGGGUCUUCCUCUAUAGGGGAGAGUUGCAUAUUCUGCCGUGUCCCUCCAAAUCCAGUCCAGUGGGGGUCUCAAAAGAUGUGGUUCCAAGUGUGGCACAAGCUAUCGUACUGCUCUCCACCCACCCAGAGGCCUGUCAGGCGAGCCCCAAGAUCUGUUCAGCCCUUAGGAAGCGAUUAGACGGAUACCCAGAGAAGAUUGAAAGUGGCCUCCACCGUGCCCACUGUUUCAUACCUUCAGGUAUCGCCACGGUGUUGGCACAACGACCAGACCUGGUCGCCCCUGCAGUGUCGGCGUUCUACCUGCGCGAUCCGGUAGAUCUGCAGGCGUGUCGCAGUUUCAAGACCUUCCCUCCUGACACAAGAGUCCUCGCCUCGGUGACAUUCACCCGUUGCCUGUACGCCCAGCUGCAGCAGCAACAGUUCUCUCCAGACAGAAGGAGCGGCUUCACCCUGCCUCCUCCCCUUCAUCCCCAGUACAAAUCCCAUGAGCUCGGCAUGAAACUGGCCCAUGGCUUUGAGAUCCUGUGCUCGAAGUGCAGGCUGCCAUCAUCAGAGCCCGAUGCUCCUGUCAGUUGUAACCCUCAGUGGAAAGGCUUCAUGGACAGUCUGAGAAGAAACAGCUACUUUCGGGAAGAACUGGAAGGUUCGGCUCAUUACAGGGAACUGACCAGAUCUGCGGAAAACUUCUUCAAACAGUGCGUCGCCUCAAAGUCAAGUGCUUGGUCCCCGGGGGAGGAGGUUCUCCAGCUGCUGCACAGAUGCAGUCCGAUCAACUUGGAGGAGCUGAAGAAACAAGAGUCACAGCUCCCCCAAGAGGACAGUGACAGCUGGCUGGAUAUCACAACUCAGGAUUUGGAGCGUCUGUUGCAGGAGAGGAGUGGAGGCAGAGCUGAUGUUGGCAAACAGAAUGUCGGGGGUGCAGAGGAGAGGAGGAAGGAGACGGAGGAUGACAAGAAGGAAGAGGAGGCCGGUUUCAGCCUGGUAGCAGUCAGUCAAGGGAUGAAGAACUUCCUCAACGCCAUGUCGUCGCAUGAGGGUGCUGAACUUCCCUGGAGCAGUUCAACUCAGCCUUUUAGUUUUGAGCCUGACUCCAUGGCCAACGCACUGGACCGACUACUCGGAAGCAAAGAAGAAGAGCUAGAUUCAGAUGAUCUUGACGAUGAUGAAGAGGAAGAAGAUGGCGAUGAGGGCGAUGAGGAAGAGAAAGAAGGUCACACAGAGAUGAACGGGACAGAAUCUUUGGACGGUCUUAGGAAAUACAUGGAUCAAAUGGAUCAGGAGCUGAUGAGCACUAAUAUAGGACAAAGCUUCAAUCUGACGAAUUACAACAAUGCGGGCUUGGGCAAUGGCUCCCCUCAUGCCUCUGCUCCUCUCCAUGGAGAGGAGAGGGAAGAGACGGAGGAGGAGAUCCAGCCUCUGGACGUCGACCUGAAUCUGGUCGCAAACCUGCUGGAGUCUCUCAGCUGCCAGUCGGGUCUGGCCGGACCGGCUUCCAACCUGCUGCAGAGUCUUGGUAUCCACCUACCACCCAACUCUGACCCCUCGUAAAGGACCAGAAGCGGACUGCGCUAGGAGGAUGAGCAUCUGCAGUGGACGAGGCUUCCCUCGAAGUGGUUUGCCUUCACUCACAUUGACAAUACAAAGCGCUCAUGGAUGUCGAAGAUGUCCUGGAGAGCUUUUAUUGAAAACAAACGGUUUACAUUCAAUGUUUCUCACGAGGUGUGUGUGUGUGUGUGUGUGUGUGUGUGUGUGUGUGUGCGCUGUAAAACUGCAUGAACAACAAGUUGGGUGCUUUUGCUACAUCAUAAAACAAAAGCAAAAAGGAAUUAAACCUGCCUUGUACGUAGUUUACAGUUCUACCAUUUUUAGGGUGUCCCCAUCCAUUAUGUAUGAUUGGGACACGUUCAUGGCAGCGUGAAAAUAAAUGUGUUCAUCUUCAGUUUUGGUUGUAGUAUGAAUACCGAUUGUAUGUCGGUUUGGCCAUGAAUCUUCAUGUGGAGUUUUAAUUCACGUUCCUUAAGCAAACAAACUAAGUCUCUGACAGUCUUGUUUACAGUUUAGUUGGAGAUUAAUUUGGGGAACAGGGCAUGCCGUAUAACUUACACGUCUCCAGUUCUAUUCCAGAUGUGGGACCUGAGUUGCAUGUCAACCCUCUUUCUCUUACAAUUUCCAGUCUCUCCUCAUCUUUGCGUCAUCAGAUAAAGGUGAACAAUUUCCUUUUUAAAAGAAAUCAAUGGUUAGUUUGUUUUUUAACAGCACUUAGAAACAAUAAAUAUUUUUUGAAAUAAAAGUCUCAUUUCAGUUUA
Messenger RNA from Cyclopterus lumpus (lumpfish), 2919 nucleotides. It is a transcript of the gene ecd, whose product is annotated as ecdysoneless homolog (Drosophila). The record is from RefSeq and is a predicted model, not a curated record. The coding region runs from base 212 to 2161 and encodes 649 amino acids. Lineage: Eukaryota; Metazoa; Chordata; Actinopteri; Perciformes; Cyclopteridae. The transcript is spliced from 13 exons. Gene Ontology annotation, cellular component: nucleus.